This is a messenger RNA of Mercenaria mercenaria, 4761 nucleotides long. RefSeq lists its product as uncharacterized. The transcript has 6 exons. The coding region runs from base 158 to 1108 and encodes 316 amino acids. The record is from RefSeq and is a predicted model, not a curated record. NCBI's taxonomy places the organism in Eukaryota, Metazoa, Mollusca, Bivalvia, Venerida, Veneridae.
UAAGCACAAUAAUUAAAGGGAGUGUACUCUAAUAAUUGAAAACACGUAAGCAAGUUUUACACAACUAUCAUGACUUUAUUCCUGUAAGAUAUAAGUUUUCUGACUAUGACAACCUUAUAUUGGCCUGCAGAAUAGUGAAGUAAUUUGGAGAUUUGAAAUGGAUUUGUUUACCAAGUUGGUUCUUGUAUACAGUGUGAGGUCAGUGUGCUUGCUCGUUUUCUUGUCAACAUUAUCAUGGAAAGCAAUUCUGUAUUUCUCAAUAUUCUUAGUUUCUCUUUAUUUUCUUCCACUGUUUCCACCAAAAUCUCCGAGUGACAAGAAAAGGCCGGCCAAAACCAGAGAUAUUAUGACUGAACUAUAUCCAGACGCAGAAGAUGCUGUACAAGCAAAAAUGGUGUCAGAUGCCAUCGUAAACCUUGUGUCAUAUGACGCUGAAGACACACCCAGUGUGCAAAGAUUUGAGACAAUAAAACAGAAUUCAAACUGUGUAUUUGCCAGGAAAGCUAAAUUGUGGGGUUCUCCACCAUGGAAUUAUGAGCUUAACUUAGAUGGAAAUAUUUAUAGGUUGUUACCUAUGCUUCUCAAGUUUACUAUCAAGUGUUCCAGUCAAAAACUAGAUGCCUUCCUGAUAGAGCUACCAGGGAAAAUAUAUGGCGAAAAUGUACAGGAUUUCGGAGAUGGUAUCUAUAAAGUGCUGAAAGUUAUAUCUGACAAUGAUCCAGCUAAGAUACACUGUAUGAACAAGUCAUAUAUUGACAAAAGAGGCUGGGUCUUUGAGUUCAAUAAAGUUACAUUUUUUAUAACAACAUUUGCUCCAUUUUACCCCGAAAAUCAUCCGAGAUACGCCUUCGGGGCAAAAGAUUGUUAUAUUCUUUUACAACCGGAGAUGUCUUUCGCAUUCCAUGAUCUUCCACCAGACACAACAGAAACAAACUGGGACCAACCACAGACUGUCAGGGACAAAAUACGUGUAGCAUUCAAGGAUGCUGGAAGGUCGUAUUACAUUCCAGAUUCUGUGUAUAGCCCAAUGGUGUUUGAAAUUCUUAGACCAAUAAGUGAACAAGAUUCAAGUUACGAGUGGUGGAAAAGUGGAAAGAAAUGCAAAUAGAAAUGUGGGAGAUUUAAUUAAAGCAUAAUUGUUUCAUUUCAUCCUGAAAGUUGUCAUGGAUACGUAAAACAUUUCAAGUAGUGUGCACUGAUUGAGACAGUUUACGACUAUAGGAAUAUGUUUUAAGGUCUUUCAGCUUGAUAAAGGAGUGUAAGUUGAACUAUGGUCAUAAUAAUAGCCAGUUAGAACAACACCUUACCUCAUGUAACAGCCAGUUUCAUAUUCAAACAUUUUUUAGCCCACCAUCAUCAGAUGGUGGGCUAUUCAAAUCACUCUGCGUCCGUGGUCCGUCGUCCUUCCGUCCGUCAGUCCUUCCGUCCGUUAACAAUUUCUCGUUAUCUCAUCUCCUCAGAAACUACCAGGGGGAUUUUGACCAAACUUUGUCAGAAUGAUGUAUUGGUACCCUAGUUGUGUCCCCCUGAAAAUCAGACUGGUUCAACAAUUUUUUAGUAAGUUAUGGUCCUUUGUUUAUUUCUAUAAUUUACAUAGAUUUAUAUAGGGAAAAACUUUGAAAAUCUUCUUGGCCAAAACCACAGAGCCUAGGGCUUUGAUAUUUGGUAUGAAGCAUCAUCUGGUGGUCCUCUACCAAGAUGAUUCAAAAUAUUUCCUUGGGGUCUAAUAUGGCCCCGCCCUGGGGGUCACAUGGUUUAUAUAGACUUAUAUAGGGAAAAACUUUGAAAAACCUCUUGUUCAAAACAACAGGGCCUAGGGCUUUAAUAUUUUGUAUAUGACAUCAUCUAGUGGUCUUCUACUAAGAUUGUUCAAAUUAUCCCCCUAGGGUCAAAUAUGGCUCCGCUCCGGGGGUCACAUGGUUUACAUAGACUUACAUAGGGAAAAACAUUGAAAAUUUUCUUGUCCAAACCACAAAGCCUAGGGCUUUGGCAUUUGUAAUGUAGCAUCAUCUAGUGGUUCUCUACCAAGUUUGUUCAAAUUAUCCCCCUAGAGUCAAAUAUGGCCCCGCCCUGGGGGGUCACAUGGUUCAUAUAGACAUAUAUAGGGAAAAGAUUUUAAAAUCUUCUUGUCAAUAACCUACAACAUUCAAAUUUGGACCACAUGUAUGGUUUUGAGUGGCAAGAUGAACCUUGACAUGAGUUGACCUUGAUUUUGACCUAGUGACCUACUUUCACAUUUCUGUAGCUACAGCCUUUAAAUUUGGACCACUUGCAGUUUUGUGCACUGAAAAAAACUUUGACCUUGACUUUGACCUAGUGACCUACUUUCACAUUUUUGAAGGUACAGGCUUCAAAUUUGGACCACAUGCAUAGUUUCGUAUCCCGAAUUGGAAUUUGACCUUGAUUUUGACCUACUGACCUACUUUCACAUUUCUCAAGCUACAGCCUUCAAAUUUGGACCACAUGCAUAGUUUUGUGUACCGAAACAAACUUUGACCUUUACAUUGACCUAGUGACCUACUUUCACAUUUUUGAAGGUACAGGCUUCAAAUUUGGAACACAUGCAUAGUUCUGUGUUCUGAAAUAAAAUUUGACCUUGAUUUUGACCUAGUGACCUACUUUCACAUUUCUCGAGCUACAGCCUUCAAAUUUGGACCACAUGCAUAGUUUUGUGUACCGAAAUGAACUUUGACCUUAAGAUUGACCUAGUGACCUACUUUCACAUUUCUGUAGCUACAGGCUUCAAAUUUAGACCACAUGCAUAGGAUUGUGUACCGAAACAAACUUUGACCUUGACAUUGACCUAGUGACCUACUUUCACAUUUUUGAAGGUACAGGCUUUAAAUUUGGACCACAUGCAUAAAUUUGUGUUCUGAAGUGUAAUUUGACCUUGAUUUUGACCUAGUGACCUACUUUCACAUUUCGUCCUUGAAAUUGAUCUAGUGACCUACUUUCACAUUUCUCAAGCUACAGCUUUCGAAUUUGGACCACAUGCAAAGUGUUGUGUACGGAAAUGAAAUUUGACCUUGAGCUAGUCAGUAAGUCUUGAAAUUUGGAACACUCAAAAAUGGCACAUUGGUGGGCGCCAAGAUCACUCUGUGAUCUCUUGUCAUAUAUGUUUUUAGAAACAAAUUGUAAUGAGAAAAACCUUUGUUUUAGGUUUAAAGCUGUUUCUCGGGGCAGUUAAGUUAACCAGUGUUCCCGGAUUAUGUACCAGUACAAACUGUUCUCCACAAGUAACUGUCAACUUCCCUACAUGAAUCAGAGGUGGAGGACAAAUGAUUUCAGACACAAUGUCUUAUCAAAUUGCCACAGAGAUCAUACACCUCAACAAAGGAUUGAACUUGCAACCCAACGAUCAGUAAAUCUGUGCACUCCCUAUUGAGCUAAGACAGCAGGCUAUGAGGAAAAACACGGAACAAAUAUAAACAGUUUGUUUGUGAUUUAUUUGCUAUUUAUAUGAAACAACAAUUUGAAGAAGAUCACUGUAUUAUGAUAUACUAAUAGGGAGUACACUAUCAGAUAUCAGACAAGGAUCUGUGGUUGUAUGUAGAGGUAUAUUACAUCCAGUCAUAACAAAAAUAAACGUAAAGAUAGAAUUCAUAUAACAAUUUAUCAUGUUAAUACAUUUAGUUCAAUUGUAAUAUAAACGUUUUUUUUUUUUUUUAAAUGCAUGAACUGUGGUAAAAUCAGAAAAUUUCGCAAGAGUUUUAUUUUUGUUAUAAUCGCUCACAGGUGCAGUCCAUUUUCAUGAAAAUAAAUACUCACAAAAGUUCUCUUGUAAUAAAAUACUACUGUAUGUUUAAUGCUUUGGCCAUUAUAAUGUGAAUUUUUUAUCAACCUAUGUCAAACAUAGCAAACUUUUAGCCUUGUGAAAAUACCUGAUUUUACAGAAAAUCAAAAAAAAAUAUGUUUUGUAGCAAAAUAGGAUCUGUAUCAAUACAAAACUGGCUUAGAACAUUUAACUUUUAUAAAAAUACCUAUAUACUGUCGAAUCAGUAUUAUUUUUAUGGGUUUCACUGUCCGGUUGAUCCAGAAAAUUAAACACCAACAAAUAUUUGAAAACACCAAUUUAAACCCCCUCUAAAUUACAAUUUUUGGUCAGAACAACAAACUUUUCUGCCCAUAAAAUUAAAUGACUUCACAGUAAGUCAUUUAAGUGAUGUAUAAUGCUUUGUUAACCCUUACCAUGCUAAAUUUCUAUAAUGGACUGGUCCAUCUUUCAAUUUGGGCAGUACCAUUUAUCAUUUGAAGGGGAGUUUACUGAAAAUUUACUGACUGAACAGCGAACAGUGUAGACCAUGAUCAGACUGCAAGGAUGUGCAGGCUGAUCUUGGUCUGCACUGGUCGCAAAGGCAGAAUCAUCUGCCGCCAGCAGGCUAAGGGUUAAGUUUUAGUCACUAAAAUUAUCAAAAGUUUGUAUCUGUUUGCUAUAUUUAGAAAGUUCAUAAACCUAUACAUGUUUGGAAAAGUCUCUUGAAAAAAAGUUUCCAACAGAUAAAACAAAACUGAACCUACAAAAAAAAAGACACAAGUUACUAAAAGGAUAAAAUAUUUCACCUAUUACCAUUUUUUGAACCAGGCUUACAGCUAGUGGUAAUCCCCAAUACCUGAAAGUUUUAUUGCAUUUUGUUAACUGUUACCUGCUUGGAGGAGCUUUUUGUGAAAUGUCUGCAUUACAAGGCAGAAAAAAAUAAUUUAAAACCUUAUAAUUCUUUCUAUUCUCUUAAAACCAAUGGAUUAAAUUUGAUAAUAUACAGA